AUGGCGGAACUGUAGGACUUCGGGACGCUCAGGAGUGCACCGCCCGCCAGUCCUCCCUUUUUAACAAGUGUAUAUAUUUAUUUAUUCUCCAAUCAACACAACUUUCCACUAUGACCCGCUGGAUUCCCACUAAAAAGGAGAAAUACGGAGUCGCCAUCUACAAUUAUGAUCCGAGCGGAGACCACGAGCUGUGCCUACAGGUGGGGGACGCGGUGCACAUACUUGAGAAACUGGAAGGCUGGUACAGAGGCUACACACUACGCAAGAAAUCACACAAGGGCAUUUUCCCAGCUUCCUACAUCCACUUGAAGGAGGCCAGAGUAGAGGGAAUUGGCCAGCAGGAAAUAAUUAUCCCCUCAGACCUCCCGUUGGUGCAAGAGCUGGGGGCCACUCUCAGGGAAUGGGCGCAGAUAUGGCACAAGCUCUACGUGGCCAACAAGAGUACGCUGUUCAGGAAUGUUCAGCAGAUGGCCUACAGCCUCAUAGAGUAUCGAUCUCAGAUAGUGUCGGGAACACUGCCCAAAGAUGACCUUGUGGAGCUCAAGAAGAAAGUCACUGCAAAAAUAGACUAUGGGAACAGAAUUUUGGGUUUGGACUUGGUGGUACGAGAUGAAGCUGGAAACAUGUUGGAUCCGGACCAAACCAGUACAGUCAGUCUUUUCCGGGCUCAUGAGACAGCAUCACGAAGUGUGGAUGAUAGGAUUCAAGAAGAGAAGACCCGGCUACAGAACCUUGAGACCAGACGUCAGACCCUGUUCAGCACUGUGCACACCUACAGUCUCCUCAUGAAUCUGAAGAACUUUGUGUGCAACAUCGGAGAAGACGCCGAACUCCUCAUGUCUCUGUAUGACCCUGAUCAGUCAGAGUUCAUCAGCGAGAACUUCCUGGUGCGCUGGGACAGUAUGGGAAUGCCUAAAGAAAUUGAAAAGCUCAACAACCUGCCAGCGCUCUUCACGGACUUGAGCAGUAGUGACUUGAUGAGGCUACGGCUCUUUCUAGUGUGUCAGAUCAUUAGAGUCGGCAGCAUGGAACUCAAAGAGGGCAAGAAAUGCACCGGAGGACUGCGGAGGCCAUUUGGUGUGGCGGUAAUGGACAUAACAGAAAUCGCCCAUGGUAAAAAUGAUGAUGAAGACAAACAGCAUUUCAUCCCCUUUCAACAGAUCGCGAUGGAAACCUACAUUCGUCAGAGGCAGCUCAUUAUGUCCCCACUCAUUCCUUCACGGGUUAUAGGGGAGAAUGAGCCGCUCACUGCCGUCUUCAACAAAGUCAUCGCCACGCGGGAGGUCAAUCACAAAGGCCAGGGACUGUUUGUGACCCUCAAGCUGCUCCCGGGAGAUCUGGCCCAGGUCAGGAAGGACUACCCUCACUUUGUGGACCGCAGCACAGCUAUAGUGAGGAAGAUGGGCUUUCCAGAAAUCAUCCUUCCCGGAAAUGUGAGGAAUGAUUUCUAUGUGACACUGGUGCAGGGAGAGUUCGACAGAGGCAAAAAGAAGACCCCUAAAAAUGUAGAGGUCAUACUGAGUGUACAUGAUGAUGAUGGCAAUCCAAUGGAGAAAGCAAUAUUUCCAGGAGCAGGUUAUGACGGCAUAUCAGAGUACAAGUCGGUUAUUUACUAUCAGGUGAAGCAACCAUGCUGGAAUGAAACUGUGAAGGUGACCAUCCCCAUUGAAGAUGUAUGCCGCUGCCAUCUCAGAGUGAUGUUUCGGCACCGCUCCUCCCAGGACUCUCGAGACAAAUCCGAAAAGCCCUUUGGAAUGGCCUUUGUGAAGCUUAUGCGAACGGAUGGGACCACUCUGAAAGAUGGCAGGCAUGAACUUAUUGUCUAUAAGGUUGAUGGCAAAAAGUCUGAGGAUGCUAAGGUUUAUCUGGGCUUGCCAGCGACAUGGGCUGAGGUGGAGGAGAGGGAGAGGCAGACGGGGAAGCAGUUUCACCACACAGGAGCCAUUCCAGUCACUAAAGACAGCUUCCAGAUCGCGACUCUCACCUGCUCCACUAAACUCACUCAGAAUGUCGAUCUUCUCGGCCUGUUGAACUGGAGGUCAAAUCCUGAAGACCUGGAGCAGAACUUGCAGAGACUGAUGGAGGUGGAAGGAGGCGAGAUUGUCAAAUUUCUCCAGGAUACCCUUGAUGCCUUAUUUAACAUCAUGAUGGAAACCUCAGAAAAAGACACGUAUGACACACUGGUGUUCAAUGCCCUGGUCUUUAUAAUCACACUUAUUGGCGACAUUAAGUUCCAGCAUUUCAACCCGGUCCUGGAAACCUACAUCAACAAGCAUUUCAGUGCCACUUUGGCGUACAUGAAGCUAACUGGGGUGCUUAACCACUAUGUGAGCCAUGCAGAGGAGCCUGUUCUAACAGAGAGGCUCUACUCUGCACUCAAAGCACUGAAGUACUUGUUCAGAUUCAUUGUGCAGUCCCGGGUCCUCUAUCUAAGAUUUUAUGGAAAAAGUGAAGACGGAGAUGCUUUUUUCAACUCCAUUCGCAGCUUGUUCCUCUCCUUCAACACUCUGAUGGACAGACCACUGGACGAAGGAGUCAAAAUAAAGGGGGCAAUAUUGAAAUACCUUCCCACCAUCAUUAACGACAUCCAGACGGUUUUUGAUCCUGUGGAGCUCAGUGUUCUCCUAUCAAAAUUCAUUGAAAGCAUUCCUGACUUGCAGCUUGUGCGUCAGAAGCUGGGCUGCAUGUGCAAAAUGGUGGAGAGUGACCUUUUCAAGCAGCCAGACUGUAGAGAUGUGCUACUGCCUCUGGUGACGGACCAGUUGAGUGGACAACUGGACGACUACUCGUGUAAACCGGACUAUGAAGCCUGUGUCCAGCUACUCAGUACCGUGCUGGACAACUUAGACCGCAAAGAUGUGGGUUCCACCAGAGGGCAUGUUCAGCUAAUAAUGGAUCGACUUCUGCGCAGGGUUAACCGUACAGUCAUUGGCAUGGACAGAUCCUCCCCACUCAUUGGUCACUAUUUAGCUUGCAUGACGGCGAUCUUGAAGCAAAUGGACGACAUGCACUACGCCCACUACAUCAGCACCUUCAAGACCAGACUAGAUAUUAUUGAUUUUCUCAUGGAGACCUUCCACAUGUUCAUGGACCUCAUGGGCAAUGUGUUCCCUGCAGACUGGAUGGUCAUGAACCUGGUGCAGAUGCAGGUGUUUCUCAGAGCCAUUAUCCAGUAUUCAGAUGUGCUCAAUAAGUUUUUCCUUGACCCGACCCACUUUAACAAACAGCUGUGGGAUAACUACUUUCUUUUGACCGUGGCUUUCAUCACACAUAAGACACUGCAAUUGGAGACAUUUUCCCAGGAGAAAAGAACCAAGAUAGUGAACAAAUAUGGAGACAUGAGGAAGAUUAUGGGCUUUAAAAUAAAAGAGAUGUGGAAUAAUCUUGGCCAAAACAAAAUUAAGUUUAUUCCAGCCAUGGUCGGGCCCAUCCUGCAGGUCACUCUGGUGUCAGAGCCAGAGCUCAGGAAAGACACUAUUCCAAUCUUUUUUGAUAUGAUGCAGUGUGAGCACAACUUCAGCCCAGGACGCACUUUUGAAAAGUUUGAGAAUGAACUGAUAACAAAAUUGGAUCAAGAGGUAGAAGGAGGCCGAGGGGAUGAGCAGUACAAAGUCCUGCUGGAAAAAACGCUGCUGGAGUAUUGCAGACGCCACAGAUACCUGUCACAGUCGGGAGAGGAGCUGGCUCUGCUGCUCAGCAGUCUGUUGGAGAACCUCCUGGCGUACCGCACCAUCACACAUGAUGAAAGCCCUGAGCACCGCAUGAGCUGCACUGUCAAUGUGCUGAAUUUUUACAAAGAAAAGAAAAGAGAGGACAUUUACAUUCGGUAUUUGUACAAACUGCGGGACCUGCACUUGGACUGUGAGAACUACACAGAGGCGGCAUACACUCUGCUGCUACAUGCUGAAUUACUUGAGUGGUCGGACAAACCCUGUGCCCCUCAUCUGAUACCACGUGGACAACAUCAGUGGACCCAACAGGAGCUCAAAGAAAGGCUUUUCCAGGAGAUCAUAUGUUAUUUGGACAAGGGCAAGAUGUGGGAGAAAGCCAUUGAGUUGGGCAAGCAGCUGGCCAAGAUGCACGAGAGCCACAUGUUCGACUUCGUGGAGCUGAGCCGACUGCUGAAACAGCAGGCUCAGUUCUAUGAAAAUAUCAUGCACGCAAUGCGGCCUCAGCCAGAGUACUUUGCAGUUGGUUACUAUGGGCUUGGAUUCCCCUCUUUUCUCAGGAAUAAAAUGUUCAUAUACCGGGGCAAAGAGUACGAAUGGCUUGAAGAAUUCAGUCUAAGGCUACUCUCUCAGUUCCCAAAUGCUGUCCGGAUGACAAGCACAGCGCCCCCUGGAGACAACAUCUGUAACUCAUCCGGGCAGUACAUACAGUGUUUCACAGUGAAGCCUGCUCUCUCAGUGCCCCACCAGUUUAAGGACAAGGGAGUACCAGAGCAGAUAUUAAACUAUUACAGAGCAAAUGAAGUGGACCAGUUUCAAUAUUCAAGGCCAUUCCAGAAAGGUGAAAAAGACAAAGAAAAUGAAUUUGCAACCAUGUGGAUUGAGAGAACGACAUACAUUACUGCCUAUCGCUUCCCAGGGAUCCUCAAGUGGUUUGAAGUCAAAUCUGUCUCAGUGGAAGAACUUAGUCCUUUGGAGAAUGCCAUUGAAACCAUGGAGUCGACCAAUGAGAAGCUGAGUAACCUGGUUCAGAAGCAGGCCUGUGACCCGUCUCUGUCCAUCAACCCUCUGUCUAUGAUGCUGAACGGUAUCGUGGACGCUGCUGUCAUGGGCGGCCUGGCGAACUAUGAGAGGGCUUUCUUCACAGACACCUACAUCCAACAGCACCCUGAGGACCAUGAGCGGAUUGAAGUCCUCAAACACCUCAUUGCCCUACAGAUGCCUCUCCUGGCCGACGGUAUUCACAUCCACGGGGACAAGGCGACAGAGCAGCUCAAGCCCCUGCACAACCGUCUGGUCACUUGCUUCCAAGAGCUCAGGGAGAAAGUGGAGAGGCAGUACGGUGUGGUAACCUUGCCCCACUCACUGACGGAGAAGAAGAUCACCCAUGUGGGCUCGGUGGUGAUGCCCUAUAUCCACUCCUCCAUCCUUCGCCGCAUGUCUGUAGUGUCUACUCUGUCCACCGCCUCCUCUGGACUGUCCAGCUCCUCCUCUGAUGGACCUUCCUGCGUCUCGUCCCAAGACUCGUUGUUGUCACGUCCCAGUGAUAAUAGGGCUUCAGUUUUAGUGGAGGACAACAGGAUCUCUCGGAAGAACAGAAAAGAAUGGAGUGUAAGCAAGUCCCAGGUCCUACUUGAAAAGAUGGACUCAACUGAGAAUCCUCCAGAAAAGCAGCCAAGACCCAAGAGUCUACAACUGGGCGACCGGCGGUUGACUCUCUCUCUUUUUCAAGGCAGUUCAUCUCAGCUCAGUCUGUCCACCCCCCUCAGCCCUAUCACAGCCUCCCCCCUCCCUGAAAGCACACCACGCAGCUCCAGUUACUCCUCGCUUCUCAGUGAUAAUGACACCAACACCACUGACGCCCCAGGGACCCCCCCACCUAUGCCUCCCAAAAAGCACCCACAUGAGAUUGACAUCCCCGGGUUUCCUUCAGAGUUUUCUCCUCCGUUACCAACAAAAAUUGAGAACAAACCACCCCCGCCACCACCCAAAACACGGAAGUCAAUGUUUCCCACAUACGAGCAUACCCCUCACUGAGACUAUGGCUCUGUACAAGCUGUGUGUUUACUGGGCCAUUAGCAGUGAUGCAAUAUCCAACUUUAAUUAUGUCAAUGCACUUCACCAGCUCGAGACUUUUGCUUUUUUUUUUUUUUUUUUUUACUUUUUUAUGACUUCUUGGAAAUCAGUUGUGGUCAAUGAGGGGAUAUUUGGGUAAACAAGUUUACAUGCAGUCCCAAAACGAACUGUUAAAUUGUUUCAGUAAUGAAAAAAAGAAAAGGAAAAAAUUGAGAGAGACAGAGAAAAAGAGAGAGAGAUUUUUUUACCUCCAAUAUUCCAAAAUAUGGUAUUAAACUUUUCAAUCUCCAACACCAGGCCUGUUUGUGUGUGAGAUCUGUGAAGAGGUGACCCCACUUAUAAUAAGAAUACAUGUUUUAAAGGUAUUUUAGAAAUAAAAACAUCCAUAACUGAAUUAAUGCAUCUCACAUAAGGUUAAUAUCAUAUCGUGGAACAUUCCAGGCAAAGCAAUAGCAUCUCCAUGGUAACGGACCUCUAACCGGAAUAGUUACCUUAUAAAAUUACAUUAUAAUUCUGAUUUGGAAUUUUUUUUUUUUUAUAGUAUCUGAAUUAUUUAAUAUAUGACAGCACACAUUUUGUUUAUUACUGCCAGCUAUAGUUGUAUAAGAUGUUUAUUUUUCCUCUUUGUUGGUGUGACACUGGAUGACUUCUGUUCACCCAAGCUGCCAUUCCUCUUGUGCACAGGCUGCCUUAGCAUACAAUCGAACAAAAGCUGGGAAUAGAAUGGACAGAAUAUAGUAUAAUAAUAAUGUAACCAGCGUUGAUGUAGACAUCAAACGCCCCCAUUUUGAAUACACACUGGAUGACUUUAAUGAAUGUUUUGCAGAUUUUUUAAUACUAUUUUUGUGAGCCGAACACUGCUGUUUCACUGUUGGGUGGUACAAGUUUGAGUUUUCUUUAUAUUUCAAGAAGACUCAGUAGGGUACAGGAUCUAUUUAUAUCUAUACCUUUGCACAACCAGAUGGUACAGCAACCAGUAUCAAAUCUACAGACUGUAUACCACUUUUUAUUUUUAUAGAUGCAAAAUGUGUACAGAUGGCUAUGCAUGUGAGAACUUUGUUGUGUUAAUUAAGAUGUAAGAGUAGAUAUAUUUUAUUUAGAUACAAUUUUUCCACAAGGGAUGAUUUUUCUAUAGUAUAUGAUCAAAGUGUUGUUUUAUAAGUAUAUUUUAUGAACAAACAUUGUCGCUUACUGAGCUCGAAUUAAUAAAUUGUGAAACA
Molecule: messenger RNA, 6964 nt
Organism: Boleophthalmus pectinirostris (great blue-spotted mudskipper)
Lineage: Eukaryota; Metazoa; Chordata; Actinopteri; Gobiiformes; Gobiidae
Gene: dock5
Product: dedicator of cytokinesis 5
Exons: 51
Coding region: 111-5705 (1864 amino acids)
Biological process (GO): small GTPase-mediated signal transduction; cell migration
Cellular component (GO): plasma membrane; cytoplasm
Molecular function (GO): guanyl-nucleotide exchange factor activity; small GTPase binding
Source: RefSeq, a predicted model, not a curated record